AUGUGGGCGCUCUUGUACCAGGCCAUGACGGACGAGGGCGGCAUCGAUAUGAGGCGCAUCUUUGCGCUCUUCCUUCUCACGCUUCUGCCGACAAUGACCGUCGCAACGUUGGUCCUGCGGACCCCACCGCCCAGCUUUCGUGUGGCCGGCCAUGACAUGCACUGCAUUCCGUCUCUCAAAGCGCCCGACGUCGACCUCGUUCAGGACGAGUACCUUCGCAUUGGCAUGACGCUCGUCAACUACGAGGCUGUCGCACGCCACAGCAGCUCGCUCGUGGAAGGUACGGACCGCCGGUACCACGAACAAGUCAAGGCACUGUCGCUGCUGCAGUGCAUCUUUUCGAUCGAUUUUUUGUUUCUGCUCCUCGCACAGCUGCCGACUUGUGUGGCGGGUAUCUUACCAUGUACCACAUCUCCAACGACGACAUGCUAA
Messenger RNA from Saprolegnia diclina VS20, 432 nucleotides. RefSeq lists its product as hypothetical. The coding region runs from base 1 to 432 and encodes 143 amino acids. The record is from RefSeq and is a predicted model, not a curated record. Lineage: Eukaryota; Oomycota; Saprolegniomycetes; Saprolegniales; Saprolegniaceae. The transcript is spliced from 2 exons.